UUUAUGCCAUUAUAUAGUUAAUUUAUUAUUUUCAUUCAGCUCAAACAUAAAAUGUCCAUACAGUUUCCACGGCCAGCACCAUGGAGGAACAACAAUAUGACCCUACCCCAAAAAGAAAAUCCACUGUCAGAGCAAGGGGAGACCAUAAUAGGUGUCUAUCUUCUAUGUCUAGGAUGGAUGUCAUGGUUUGGAAACAGUAUUGUCAUUUUUAUCUUGUACAAGCAGAGGAACAGUUUGCUGCCCACAGAUUAUCUGACAUUUAACCUGGCGGUUUCAGAUGCCAGUAUUUCUGUGUUUGGCUACUCGAGAGGCAUCAUAGAUAUCUUUAAUGUUUUUAGAGAUGACGGCUUUCUCAUUACCUCAAUAUGGACCUGCCAGGUGGAUGGAUUUCUCACUCUUCUCUUUGGUCUGGCCAGUAUAAAUACACUUACUCUUAUUAGCGUAACUCGCUAUAUUAAAGGCUGUCAUCCACAAAGAGCAAACUGCAUUAGCAAUGGAAGCAUUACAAUAUCAUUGGUGCUGAUCUGGAUUGCAGCAUUGUUCUGGUCAGUGGCUCCUUUACUAGGCUGGGGAAGCUAUAGAGAUCGCAUGUAUGGAACUUGUGAAAUUGACUGGACCAAAGCCAGUUUCUCCACAAUAUUCAAAUCAUAUAUUGUGUCCAUUUUUAUCUGCUGUUUUUUCUUACCGGUAUUGGUCAUGGUAUUCUGCUAUGUUUCUAUUAUUAACACUGUAAAGUCAAGCCGUGCUUUAACUACGGAAGGCAAUUUAUCAGAAAGACAAAGGAAGAUGGAAAGAGACGUAACUAGGGUGUCGAUCGUGAUUUGCACAGCCUUCAUCAUUGCUUGGUCUCCAUAUGCUGUUAUAUCUAUGUGGUCUGCGAGUGGAUAUUAUGUGCCCAGUCUUACUAGCAUACUAGCAAGCCUUUUCGCUAAAUCUGCCAGUUUUUACAAUCCCUUGAUCUACUUUGGGAUGAGCUCCAAGUUCAGAAAGGAUAUAGCUAUCUUGCUUCCAUGCACACAGAAGAGCGGCAAGGACCCAGUGCGACUAAAACGUUUUAAACGUCUAAAGCACAAACAAGAACCUGGUCGCCAAUGUCGGCAUGACAAAUGCAUUGAAAGUCCAGAAGGACAAGUAGCCCCAAGUCAAGACUCUGGGGUGGGAAGCCCCAGCAAUUCCCCUCCACUCUACAACUGUCAUUUAGACAUAGCACCAGAAAACCCUAGUUAUCAAUGUGAUCGUUUGUAAAUUUCUAUAACUUAUCGUAUUUUCCUAAAAUGUAUCACUUUUCUUAAGCCAAAAGUAAUGUAAUGCAUGCUAUUUGGAUGUAUGUUUUCCUAUAAUAUUGAACUAGAUUCCUGUGUUAUUUAUUGAUAGGCAGAGUACACGCCUGCCUUAUGAUGAUGAACAAUAUGCUUGCCUUUAUACCAAAUAAGACACACAGCAAACAGGAAAUAUUCACAAAUCAAGUAUUAAGAAGUAAAAGAUUUCUUUAUUUGAAUUAACCUAGUUGUGUAUUUCAAAAAAUAAUAAAUA
Molecule: messenger RNA, 1533 nt
Organism: Hyla sarda
Lineage: Eukaryota; Metazoa; Chordata; Amphibia; Anura; Hylidae
Product: visual pigment-like receptor peropsin
Exons: 6
Coding region: 52-1245 (397 amino acids)
Biological process (GO): G protein-coupled receptor signaling pathway
Cellular component (GO): membrane
Molecular function (GO): G protein-coupled receptor activity
Source: RefSeq, a predicted model, not a curated record